Arabis nemorensis is the source of this 1098-nucleotide messenger RNA. The record is from the annotation of a GenBank genome assembly. NCBI's taxonomy places the organism in Eukaryota, Viridiplantae, Streptophyta, Magnoliopsida, Brassicales, Brassicaceae.
AUGGAACCGGCUGAUACGCCUUCCGUCGCCGCCGUCAAUUUGCAAGCAGCGGAAGACGCGAUUGGCUCAACCGCGGAUAUUUUCCAACCGCAAUCGCAAACGCAAGUCGAUUCGUUGCCAGUUGCCGGAUCUUCCGAUGAUGUUGUUGUCUCGGAGAUACCGUCAGAUGAUGAUUUUGACCACGAGAGAAGAAAUAGCAGCGAGGAUCAUCGCGAUCAGGAUCAGGUCGAGAAUCUGGGUGAGACCGACGUUGUUGUUGUUCCCAUCGAUGAGUUGAAGCAGAAGAUCAUUAGACAGGUUGAAUACUACUUUAGUGACGAGAAUUUGCCUACUGACAAAUUUCUUCUGAAUGCUAUGAAGAAAACCAAAAAAGGCUUUGUUCCCAUAUCUACCAUUGCUACAUUCCAUAAAAUGAAGAAGCUUACUCGAGACCAUGCUUUGAUUGUAUCAGCCUUAAAGGAGUCGUCAUUUCUUGUUGUUAGCCAGGAUGGGAAGAAGGUGAAGCGUCUGAGUCCUCUUCCUGAGGUCAGGGAUCCAAAGAUUUUCACUGUUUUGGUAGAAAAUUUGCCAGAGGAUCAUUCAGACGAAAAUAUUCGGGAGAUUUUUGGUAAAGCUGGAAGCAUUAAAAGUAUAUCUGUAUGUGAUCCAAAUGCUGCUGAAGAAUCAGAGAAGGGUUGUAAGAAGGACAAAUUCAUCAGAACCAGAUUACAUGCCUUUGUGGAAUAUGAAACAGUGGAGGCAGCUGAAAAGGCGGCAUCUACAUUGAACGAUGAGCAAGACUGGCGAAAUGGGUUGCGAGUUAAGCUUCUCGAACAAACAGGAAAGUUUGCACAGAGAAGACCAGCUAGGAAGGAAGUCGAUAUAGAGAAGGACAAGACAGGCGGAGUUCAUGAUCGAACUGGAGGAGAGGAGAACAAAAAGGCAAAUGAACAUCAGCAUCACCGUCACCAACAUUCUGAUACUCUGGCUGAUGAGGAUGGGGGCCAUAAAAAUGGGAACAAAGGCAGAGGUCGGGGACGGGGAACACGGCAGAAUCAUCAAGGUGGAAACGGUAUUGGUACUUGUUUUAGAGUAAAUCCACUUGUUGCAACGAAGUAA